CGAGACCAUGAAUGCUGUGUCUUCUUUUCAUCGUGUUCGUGCCGUGCGGUGCAUCUCAUGGAACUCGUUGUCGUCGAUUGAUCUUAGGGCAGUCGCGCUCAAAUUUGUGAUUCCACUCACUCAGUCGCUCGGAGCAAGAACGCAAUUUUUCAAGUGAUUCCACGGCCGGAUUUGAGGCGGAGCUCGCGAAAUCGCCACUUCGAGCUCGUCCGGCCUCAUUUUGCGUCCUCCUAUCGAUGGGCCCGUGAAGGCUCCGUGUUUUAGCUCGAGCGGUGGGAUCGACGAUCGGCGUGAAGUGUCGUCGGAAUUUCUUUGGUCGCUCCGUUCAGCCGGCGGUGGAGGAGGUUUUGGAUAAUGUAGUGGGCCGUCCGCUGCGUGUGGAUCGAUCGGCGACAUGGCCGAUUUUUGGUUAUUUAGAGGAUGCGGAGAAUCUCGUGCCGUGACGAAUUUGCGAGAUGUGUUUGUAAUCAGAAUGGAAGAGAAAAUGGGGCCUGGGGAACGCAGUAAAGAAGAAAGAAAGAACGAGAAGGAGAGGGAGCUGUGAUGAGUGGGGUGGGUGAGGUCGAGCUGAUUAAGGAAAAGGCCACGAGCGGAUGCAUCAGACCGGAGACAAUCUAUGUGAAGAGCAAAUCAAUCGGCAUGGGAAGCCGAAGCCGGUCAUCGAGAGCAGGUGACUGGCAGGGCCUAGACCUGAAGCCCCAAUCAUUCACAGAGAGGUAUGGUCGCUCUCCAGAUCUCUAGGCCUGCGGCGCUUGACAUUUGGGCACUGUCCCGACGACCCAUCCGACAUUCUGCGAUUUCGAACCAUUCUCCUUUGAGUCGCGUUCUCGCGCAAUAGGCUCGCAUUCAUGAACAUACUCGCCUGUUUCGGCAGCGGCCAGAGCCGGCCUUCCACGACCCCAUCCUCCACCAGGGCACGCCGCAGCACUUUCGAUCCGAGCAAAGGCGCUAGAGUUGUGAGACCCGGCCCCCUGCCUGCGGCUCCUCCGGCCGCUGCUGCUCCUCCUCGGGCCGCGCUAGCUCAGAAGAGGCCGUCCGUCCUCUCGUCGAGACCCAACUCCGCGCCAUCGCCAUCUCCAUCAUCAUCGACGCCCGCUCGAUCCCAAGCCCAAGCCCAAGUCCCAGCCCAGAGCGGCAGUCAGAGACGAGAGGACAAUUCGCAGGCGCAGAGGAGCCAGUAUAAUAAAGACAACAUGAGGCGUCCCAGUGCUGUCGGCUCGGGCUCCUAUGGCCAAGCCAACGAUCCCUUCGCCUGUACCCAUUUGACCGAGCUUAUGCCCAUCACGCCCAUCGAGUCCACCUACAGAGCGCACUCCGGGGGAACUUUGCCCGACGGUAUAGAGGCACCGGAGUCCAGGGAGCAGAAUAUGCGCCGUCUUUAUGUGCACGACGAGGAUCGAGUUCUUCUCAAGGUGGUGCAUUAUGGCAACCCGACUUCUGUUGGCAUUGAGUUCGAGGAGGGAGGAGAUUGGCAAUUCAAGCCUCUUUGGACUCAGCGAGCUGGUCCUCGGGCUCAAAUAUACUUUCAUCCUUCAGCUGUCAAAGCAGCAAUCGUGACCUGUGGUGGACUUUGCCCUGGUCUUAACGAUGUGAUUCGCCAGGUGGUGUUCACACUCGACGUGUAUGGCGUGAAGGAGAUUCUGGGUAUUCAAUAUGGCUUCAAAGGCUUCGUCGAUCCUAAGUACCCACCUGUUGCACUGACUCGGAAGUUGGUGUCACGUGUACACAUGGCCGGUGGGAGCUUUCUGGGUGUUUCUCGUGGAACUCCGGAUCUUAAUGACAUCGUAGAUAAACUGCAGGACUGGGGCAUCAAUUUUUUUUUUAUCAUCGGUGGAAAUGGCUCACAUGCUGGGGCCCAUGAAAUCUACAAAAGGUGUCUGGAGCGAAAAAUGAAAAUCGCUGUUGUGGGAAUACCUAAAACAAUCGACAAUGAUCUGCAACUUGUCGAUAAGACUUUUGGGUUUGAUACAUCAGUUGAAGAAGCACAGCGAGCCAUCAAUGCUGCCUUCGUUGAGGCCAGUAGUGCCUACAAUGGCGUUGGAAUAGUAAAGCUCAUGGGACGACAAAGUGGGUUCAUAGCGAUGUAUGCCACCUUGGCCAGUGGUCAGGUGGACAUUGUCCUCAUUCCAGAGGUACCUUUUGUUCUAGAAGGAGAGCAUGGUGUGUAUAACUUCAUGAAGAAAAGGCUGGACAAGAAUGGCUUGUGUGUUGUGGUUAUAGCCGAGGGUGCUGGGCAGGAACUGCUGGAAAGUUCUGGUGGUGUAGAUGCUUCAGGAAAUCCUAUCCUCGGGGAUAUUGGCAAAUGGUUUUACAGUCAGGUUAAAGCUUAUUUUGGAAAGAUUAAAAUGUCCGUUGAUGUGAAGUAUAUUGACCCCACUUAUAUGAUCCGGGCAAGACAUUGUAACUCUUCAGACCACAUCAUCUGCAGUGUCCUUGGACAGAACGCGGUUCAUGGAGCGUUUGCUGGAUACACAGAUAUCACUAUUGGGCUUGUGAAUACUCACUACGUUUUUCUUCCCAUUCCGAAAGUCAUAGAAGUCGCCCGUAAAGUGGACCCAAACAGCAAUAUGUGGCACCGCACCGUGACAUCUACAGGUCAACCCGACUUUCCAAUGGUGCCGCAAAAGAUAUCUGAGAAGAAGGCUCAGUCUCAACCCUCAUCACCGCCGAAGUCUCAACCCACCUCACCGAAAUCUCCUGUCAGCGGAUCCUCCCGUUCUCAAUCUCCUGGAGAAUCCAGAUCCUUAUCUUGCAGGCGCCAUCCAUUUGAUAUGAAAACCUCAGACCGGAGUAUGUAGAGUUGAUUGCCUGGGAAACUCUAUAAGGUGAUUUGUGUCCAGAUCGAGUUAUCAGGAAAGAGUUGAGCACCAGCUGUAAUGGAUAUGGGGCCACAACGAAGAGGUUCCAGGAAACCCUCAUUGAAGUCACCCCUGCCAGUUUUCAAUACAAAGAGACCAACCAGCGCUUAACUACGGAUUUUCAGAUAAGAUGCGAUGAGUCCCGAGUGUGUGAUUACAUUGCAUGCAUACAAGAGAGAACCUUCGAUGGUUUUUAGACUAUACAUACUUGCCGCAUGUGCAAGUUAACCUUUUCUUUUCAACAAGCCUAUAAUUACUUCUUACGCCUAAAAUGCACCCGGGAAAGAUUUGCAUUAUGGGAAUUAUGUGCAUGCUU
Molecule: messenger RNA, 3174 nt
Organism: Marchantia polymorpha subsp. ruderalis
Lineage: Eukaryota; Viridiplantae; Streptophyta; Marchantiopsida; Marchantiales; Marchantiaceae
Source: the annotation of a GenBank genome assembly